Messenger RNA from Neltuma alba, 2730 nucleotides. RefSeq names its product phosphatidylinositol 4-kinase gamma 4. The transcript is spliced from 2 exons. The record is from RefSeq and is a predicted model, not a curated record. The coding region runs from base 672 to 2435 and encodes 587 amino acids. Gene Ontology annotation, molecular function: protein binding. Lineage: Eukaryota; Viridiplantae; Streptophyta; Magnoliopsida; Fabales; Fabaceae.
AAUUUAAUUGUAAAGAUUUGAUUUUUCGGGAAGCGGUUUUGGGAUUGGCGUUCUACGUAUGCAUAUAGAGCUAGGCGGCUACACGCGUCUAUACCGUCUUCCGUAUUUGUGCUUCUCAGUCAGAGUCAAAUGGGAUUUUUUUCCUUCUUUCACGAUCUUUGAAUGAGAAUUCUACCUUCAAAACCUUUGGCUUCGUUCCAAUCUGUACCAAAUAUACAAAACCCAUUUCUGUUUGUUUUGCUAUAAUUGGUGAUCAGCCUAGCCUGAAGCUUUCCAUUUUCUUGGCAUCAAUUUCGUCUGGUAAAUUUCUUCUUUCUUCGGCCUUGGAGGGUAAGAGUCUGCUCUCUUCUCCUCUCUGCGUUUCCGUGUGUUGUUCGAUUCCUGAUCUAAUUGCGCAAGAAGUCCCUCUAGUUAUUUUGGGGUUUCUUUUGGGGAAGAAAUGAGGAAUUAGGUCUUGGGAGUCUGAAUAUCUAUUCCCCCCGGCCCCCCAAAAAAAAAAAAUUCAUUUAUAUCGUUGGAAGUUUCUUCUGGGUCGUGGUGAUUAUCACCCAGCGUCCCUAAUCUUACAAACAUGGCUGUAUUAUUGUGUAACUUAUUGUGAAUUUGAGGUUCAGGCUUAAAUCACAGCCUCAACUUCGUUUGUUCAAUCCUCUUGUUCAUCACCUGUGAAAAUGUCGUCCACUGGUGUGGCUGCUCUUAGUCCGGUUCGCAUUGAGCUGUUGGCUCCAAAUGUAUUCCGUUGCCCAUCACACUUGUCCCUGGAUGAUUCCAUUUAUAUUUUUCUCUGUUUCUCGGGAUCAGUGACUCCCAUGCGUGUUCUGGAGUGUGAUACUAUUGAGUCUGUAAAACUCAAAAUCCAAAAUUGUAAUGGGUUUUUAAAAAGGAAGCAAAAAUUGGUCUGUGGUGGCCGGGAACUGGCCCGGAGUGAUUCUUUACUCCGGGACUAUGGGGUAACAGAUGGAAAUUUUCUGCAUUUGGUCGUCAACUUGUCGGAUCUUCGGGCGAUCAGUGUGAAAACUUCUUGCGGCAAGGAAUUUACAUUUCAUGUGGAACGAGGUAGGGAUGUCGGGUAUGUGAAGCAACUGAUUGCCAAGAGGGAGAAACAGUUCUCUGAUCCUGAACAGCAAGAAGUUCUGUGUAAUGGGGAGCAGCUUGAGGACGAGAGGCUUAUUGACGAUAUCUUUCUCAAACAUAAUGAUGCAGUGUUGCGCCUGGUGAUAAAAAAAUCUGCCAAAUUUCAGGCAAAGCCCCUUGAGAAGAAUAUUGAGUUGUCUGUUGUGGCAACAGGGUUGAGUGAUAGGAAAAAUUAUGACACUGUUAGAAGCAGUAACAGAUAUGAUGUUGAUGAAGAAGCUUCCAGGGAUAUUGUGCUAAGAAAAACUCCUGAUAAACAUGUUCUUUUGGAUCCAGUUAUCCUUAACCCUAAGGUUGAAUUAGCUUCAGUGGUUUGUGAUAUGAUAAACUCAACAUAUGAUGGCAUAGAAAAAGGAAAUUAUCCAGUCAGAUCUGCUGAGGGUACCGGAGGGGCUUACUUUAUGAUGGAUUCAACGGGGCAGAAGUACGUAUCUGUUUUUAAGCCUAGGGAUGAAGAGCCUAUGGCUGUGAAUAACCCUCGGGGUUUGCCUGUGUCAUUGGAUGGGGAAGGCUUAAAAAAGGGUACAAGGGUUGGUCAAGGAGCAUUCCGGGAAGUUGCAGCUUACAUCCUGGAUCAUCCAAUUAGUGGGCGUCGCUUGUUUUUUGGUGAUAAGAAGGGCUUUGCUGGGGUUCCCCCCACAGUUCUAGUUAAGUGCCUCCAUGAUGGAUUUAACAAUCAUGGGGACCUGACUGCUAAGAUUGGCUCCUUGCAGAUGUUCAUGGAGAAUAAUGGAAGUUGCGAGGAUAUGGGCCCGGGUGCUUUCCCAGUUAAAGAAGUGCACAAAAUUUCCGUGCUGGAUAUAAGGCUGGCAAAUGCAGACAGGCAUGCUGGGAAUAUUUUGAUUGGUGCUGAAGGAGAAAAUGACGGGGCUGAAUUGAUUCCAAUUGAUCACGGAUACUGCUUGCCUACAAGUUUUGAAGAUUGCACCUUUGAAUGGCUUUAUUGGCCCCAAGCUCGCCAGCCAUACUCCCCAGAGACUAUUGACUACAUAAAGUCACUGGAUGCUGAAGAAGAUAUCGCUCUUUUGAAGUUUCACGGAUGGGACCUCCCCAUUGAAUGUGCUCGAACUCUUCGAAUCUCGACCAUGCUCCUGAAAAAAGGGGUGGAGAGAGGGCUGACACCCUUUGAAAUUGGAAGUCUGAUGUGCAGAAAAUCCUUGAACAAGGAAUCAGUGAUCGAGGAGAUCGUGCAAGCCGCGCACGAUUCGGUUCUACCUGGAAUGAGCGAAGCAACGCUGCUUGAUACUGUUUCCCAUAUCAUGGAUCAGCGCCUUGAUGAGAUUUCCAGUUCACUCUCUUGAUUGUAGUUAAAUCAUGUAUCAGGCACAGGGUUCGUACACAAGUUUAUUCUGUACAUGUGGUUUAGUACAUACGUAUUACUCAUAUGAUUUGAUUUUUUUUUAGGUCAUGACAACAUUCUUUCAUCGCAAUGACUUUCUAGGUCUGGAAUCUUUUAUUUCCCACAUUUCACAUAUAUCUUCAAGUUUGUGUGUUUUUUAUUUCUUUCCCAACCUUGAAUUCCAGAGAUGCCUGAGGAAUCCUUUACGUUUGAUAUUUGUAGUUCAAUAUGAUUAUGUUAAAAAAAUUCCCGUGCGA